AUGGAUGACACUAUAGAAUCUCCUGAGUCGCCCAAAGUGGAGAAAGGACUUCAAGUGUGCAGAAGCACCUCGACAGCACAUCUCAGGAGCUCGAGCUCGUCUCGGUACUCAGGGUCGAGUUUGAGUUCUGAUACUGGUUCGGUUUAUGCAGCGGAGGAGGUUGUUUUGGUGCGAUAUUCAUUUUCAGAUUCCGGAUUCGAGGACCAACAAGAUGAAAACCCUCUAAACAGGAAGCCAUCUGCCCCUUUCACAGCAUACCAAGAGCUAGCCCGGGUUUCGAAAGAAAAAGACAGAGAAGAAUAUCGAUCGUUUAUACGGACAGAGCCAGCUUCCCCCUUUGAUACGUAUCGCUCCAUUGCCAGGUUCGCAGCAAAGACGAGGAGAAAUCAGGAGACGAAACGCAAUGGAAACCAAUCACCCGACGAGAAUGCAAUACAGAAAUCACGUUCUCGACGGGGAGUCAAAGUCGCAGCACACCCAGGUGCUACUCCUCCGUUUCGAGUUCCUCUGCCCAUCAUAGUUAAUCAACAUACGAACCCUCAUACAGACCAAUUCAAGACCAUAUUUCGAUACAAUAAAGGCACGACUCGACCCCGUAAACCAGUCCAACGCCUAGAUCUGAAUGACCUGGAUACCUUCAACGGGAGCGAUUCCGCCACAAGUUGGAUUAACCGCUUCCACUGGCAAUUCAGAGACGCAGGACUCCGAUCUCUGACCCCAUCAGAAGUGAUCCAAGCCAUGGAUCUCUUAAGUCGGGGACCAGCAGCCAAGUUCAACUGCUCCGACUACGUGAUGCGCAAGGCUCUAGAUCGAGCCCGGGUGGGUAUUGCGACUGGAUCCGAUCUCAAAGAGUGUGUGGCGGCACUGCGGAGGGCAUUCCCCACGAGGAUGAGGGUGUUGACUACCACGAGCAAAUCCUUGGUGAGGGGGUGUGCGCAAGAGACGGGCUCAAAACCAGGGCGGAGAGAGUUGCAGCUUGAUAAGAGCCGGACGAUACCGCCGUCGAAAGCGGAAGCAACAGGCACCUGGCGAGAGCGUUUGUCAAAUCUCGUACAAAAGGCUCGCCAGAUAAAUAAAAGUAAUACGUCUACGGGAGUCUUUCAGGGAUAG
This is a messenger RNA of Pseudomassariella vexata, 1110 nucleotides long. RefSeq lists its product as uncharacterized. Lineage: Eukaryota; Fungi; Ascomycota; Sordariomycetes; Amphisphaeriales; Pseudomassariaceae. The record is from RefSeq and is a predicted model, not a curated record. Bases 1 to 1110 code for a protein of 369 amino acids. The transcript has a single exon.